CUACUGCCCUGAAAUAAUUAAGAGCAAUUUCAAAGAUCUAAGGGAUAGCAUAGCGUUAUACCCCUCGUUAAAUAAAAAAUCUCUCUAAUCAACCCAGAUUAACUCCAUAGCGAUGCCAAAGAGAUGACCGGCCCUCCUCUGCAAAUACUCCUCCUCAUAGCCGUCGCCGGCGCGGCGGCGCAGCUGCCUUCAUCGCCUAACGCCGACGAAAGCGGCAGCUCUUCUGGAGGCAACGUGCAGGUAACCUUCCGGCCGAGCAUCGCCGUCGUGAUCGGAAUCUUCUCCAUCAUGUUCUCCCUAACCUUUCUCCUCCUCAUGUACGGCAAGUUCUGUCACGCCAACGGUGCCAACCUCUUCACCACUACCGGCAUCAUGAUCUCAGGUAACAGAAUUCACCGCGAUGAUGGCCGAGCUUCCGGUAUUGACAAAGCGGUGAUCGAAUCCCUGCCCUUCUUCCGAUUCUCCGCGCUCAAAGGAUCCCGUGAAGGUCUCGAAUGCUCCGUCUGUCUCUCCCGCUUCGACGACGCCGAGAUCCUCCGCCUCCUUCCCCGCUGUAAGCACGCGUUCCAUAUGGACUGUAUUGACAGAUGGCUCGAAGCUCACUCAUCCUGCCCUCUUUGCCGUACUCGCGUCGACGUUGACGACAUCGCUUUCUUCAAAUACUCCGCCAGUUCACGUUGCCUCCGCGACCCGACGGGCCUGCCCGCAGCCGAAAUCGUGGAAGAGGGCAGCGAAUCCGGUCUCGAGCUCUACGUCGAGCGCGAGCGCUCCCCAACCGGCGGCCCAAGGCCCAGCUUCCGCUGGGCGGAGAGGCUGAAAUUGGCCGCCUUCGGCAAGCAAGCGGCGCCGCAACACAACUUCAAGCACCGGAUACUUGUUUCCCAAGUAGUCUUUCGGGGCCGAUGGAGCGAUUUCAAUUCGGCCGAUUUGAUCAGUCUUGAUUCUGAGAUGCUGCGCGUGAUAUCGAGCAGGAGAUUUGAACCGGCUGGUUCAGGUCGCUGCGUGAUCACUGAAGCGAUUUCGCCGGAGGUCGCGGCGGAGGGGGUUUCGAGGGUAAAGGAGGAGAUGGAGAGGAAGAGGAGAUUGGAGAGCAAGGCGUUGCAGAUGCAAAUGCCGGCGGAGGACUGUUCGAGUGAGUUCUCGGCUCUAGAGAUGACGGCUUUGAUCUCCCCCGCCAGUAGGUGUAUGUCGGAUAUCACGGCGGCGAGGAGUUAUCGGCCGUCGGGGAGCCAUGGAGAGAAAGAGGAGAAAUUGAGGCAGAUGUGGCUGCCGAUCGCGCGGAAGACGGUGCAGUGGUUUGCCGGAAAGGAGGGGAGAACGAUGAUGAGGCCGGAAGGCGGAGGUGACUGGGAAGAAAACGUUUAGAAGGAUGCCAACUUUGGUUGAAUGAACUGUCAUGAAUCAAAGGAAGAUGCAUGCUUUUUGGUCAAGGGGAUUAGUGGUUAGCUGAAUAAGAUUUGAUCGACAUCAUUUGGGCGAAUUACUGUAAAAAUUCCCUGAUUUUUUUUUUAAAACAAAUGUAGGAGAUAGAUCAUGUGCAGAAACUGUCUUACAGAGCAAUUUACAGAAGAUUUCAGUUUCAGAUAUAUGCCCUCCAAGAAGCAUCUUCGAAUA
Molecule: messenger RNA, 1614 nt
Organism: Dendrobium catenatum
Lineage: Eukaryota; Viridiplantae; Streptophyta; Magnoliopsida; Asparagales; Orchidaceae
Product: putative RING-H2 finger protein ATL12
Exons: 1
Coding region: 124-1365 (413 amino acids)
Source: RefSeq, a predicted model, not a curated record